Frieseomelitta varia is the source of this 1914-nucleotide messenger RNA. It is a transcript of the gene spz5, whose product is annotated as protein spaetzle 5. Gene Ontology annotation, cellular component: extracellular region. Gene Ontology annotation, biological process: regulation of Toll signaling pathway; central nervous system formation; innate immune response. Gene Ontology annotation, molecular function: Toll binding; growth factor activity. NCBI's taxonomy places the organism in Eukaryota, Metazoa, Arthropoda, Insecta, Hymenoptera, Apidae. The record is from RefSeq and is a predicted model, not a curated record. The transcript is spliced from 7 exons. The coding region runs from base 687 to 1679 and encodes 330 amino acids.
CACGUUGCUAGGUAAAAUCGCCGCGCGUAAAAUCGCACAGGACAAACCCCCUGCGGAAUCUGGACCUAACACCACAUAUAUACGAGUGACAGUGGCGGUGACUAAAGCAUCGCCGGUCGCACUCGUUCAUUCGCGGUUCGACCAGUAUCGUAUCGUCGUAUAGUGGGUGCUCGUGAUCGAUCUCCCGUGUGAACUUCGUCUGUCACUCAUCGCGCUCGUGCACGCCGCAAUUACUGGAGGAUUUAAAUCGGAUUUCAAAUCUUCGAGCCGGCUCAGUCACGUUUCACAAUUGAAGUUACUCUCCAGUUUAGUUGCUAAGCGAGGUCCACAGUGGUCGAAAAAUUGUCACCUCGCGCGGCAAGGUAUAUACUUUUUCCGCGGUCAGCGAUACCUGUCAACACUCGCGCCACGCAUGAUUGCACAUCGGCGUUUCCGCGAUCCGUCUAGCUCGCGAAUCGCAUCCGCAGAUACCGGCACGUGCUUCACUGAUAAUCGUUUAUCGUGUCACGGUAACCCCGUUCCGCGCAGCUCGCGUGAUGUCAGUAAUUAUGUGAUUCGACUUCCGAUCGAGCAGCAGUCUUCGCGAAAGGUGUCGCGGUAUGGUUAAGGUCGGCAGAGGAGAAGAAAACUGUGAAGUGUCUUCGAGUUGAAUCAAUUACGGCGACUGGCAUUGGCGCACUCCGAAAAUGAAAUUCUUCUUGUCCUUAUUAACGAUCGCAUCCUUGGUGAACGCUCAUGGCGAACCUUGCCUCGAGUACGGAUGUCCAGGACGACCACAGUACGAGCCUUUUGUACCCGCACCUCCGGGGCACACUCCAAAUUGCGCAAAGCCAGGACAAACGUUCUGCGAAAGUCUCGAUCAUUAUCCUCGACAGUUGAUUAAAUUUCUCGUGGACAAAUGCAACUUUGACUUCAUUUCCGCACUAAGAGACGAGUCAAGAAAGGACUUCAAUGAUUACAGGUCGAUGCCGGAUUACUCGGAGGGUUAUGAUUACCCGGCGCAGAGGGAGGGUCAGUUUCACUCGUUACCAUUCUUGCCGCCGACACAAUAUCCCGUUCGAGGGCAUCCGCCGCUCGUUUAUGGUACCCCGUCGAACGAUACUCAGCAGAAUGGCUACAAGUACACGACGCCAACCCGGAGGGAUCCGUUUUUGAGCGACGAAACGAUACCAGUCAAGCUUCAUUCUACGGAACAACGAGUCACGUCCGAUCGUCCCUUUUACAUGUCUUUUGGACAGGAUCAAACGUGGUGGGCGAACAGAUACGUUAGAAGCAGUAAAGCACCACCACGCACGUUGUACGAAAAUCCGUUAUUGAAAUACAGUAAAUCGAAUAAGGAGCGCAAUAAGAGGCAGUCAAAUCCCGAUGCGAUCCCACUAUGUCCAACCGAGACGCAGUACAUCACUCCGAGGGCGGCUUUGAACAACCAAGGAAAUUGGAUGUACGUGGUGAAUCUUCAAGAUAAGAAUCGGAAGUAUUCGCAGGUAGUGAAGAGUGAGAAAUGCACGAUGAAUGUAUGCAACGGUAUCUGUUCCGUUCCUGCGGGAUACACCAGUAGAUGUCAGCAAAAGUUUGUCCAAAAGCGAUUGGUAGCGUUGGAAGGAAGCGGAAACCAGUUAUACACGGACGUUUUCUGGUUCCCUCAUGGUUGUGCCUGUGAAAUUAUCGCAAAUUAUUGAAAGAAUGUACCGACUGGAUCACAUAGUCUGAAAAAAAUUCCAUUUACGGCCAAACUCUGAUUGUUCGUGCUUGUUGACGAAAGAUGCUGCCUUCGCGAUAGAUUUUGAAAUUGAAAGAUCAUAAAAUCGUCGUGAUAACUAAUCGACGAAAGGAAUAGAAAAAAAAAAUGAAAAGAAUUUAUAGAAUAUAUUAACGAUUUUGAAGGAGAUUGAAAAAGCUUCAUUUUGCACGAAA